This is a messenger RNA of Columba livia (rock pigeon), 2377 nucleotides long. It is a transcript of the gene RGS18, whose product is annotated as regulator of G protein signaling 18. The record is from RefSeq and is a predicted model, not a curated record. The transcript has 5 exons. Lineage: Eukaryota; Metazoa; Chordata; Aves; Columbiformes; Columbidae. The coding region runs from base 360 to 1067 and encodes 235 amino acids.
CAUUAUCCUAAUUCUAGUAAAAUAUCAAGUUCCACAAGCAGAAACUCAGAGUCGUUCUCUGCCAACAGCCGUGUAAGCCAACGUCCAUUUUGCAAAGUUGCAAUCUCACUUCCCCAAAUGACGACUGUAAAACCAGAACUCGACUUCAAGUCCCGGGUAUGUGCAGCUGCAGCGGCACUGAAGGUGGAGAACCUCCUUCUUCCCACCACCUGCUCUGGAGACUGCUCUGUGGCCAAGUGGGGACCAGCCAGCCCGACACAGCAUGCGAGAGCUCUCCUGAGCACAUCACCAACACCAGCUGCUGCCAGGAAAUAAAAGAAACAUUUUUUUCUGAAACUGGGAAGCUUUUUUAGAGGAAGAUGGAGAACCCACUUCUCUUAUUCCCCCAACUAAACAUUUCUGCUUCAAAGGAUAAAGCCUAUUACAAAAUCAUGAAACCAGCAAUUAAAGAAGAGCCACAUAAAUCAGGCAAGUCUGGAGCUAAGCAGAAGAGAAACAGGCUGAGCCUUCUCCUGCAGAAAUCUGAAUUCCAUGAAGGUGAUCAUCCUGGCAAACCUGGAAACUUGACAAAAGCAGCAAGCAGUGUGUCUCCUGAAGAAGCACUGAAAUGGGGAGAAUCUUUCGACAAACUGCUUUCUGAGAAAGCUGGAUUGGACGCCUUUAUGAAGUUUCUGAAAACUGAGUUUAGUGAGGAGAACAUCGAGUUCUGGAUAGCUUGCGAGGAUUACAAGAAAAGCAAAACUGCACAUGAACUUUUGCCAAAAGCUAAGACCAUUUAUGAAACAUUCAUACAGAAGGAUGCUCCAAAAGAGGUGAAUUUGGACUUUCAAACCAAAGAAGUCACAAGUCAGAAUAUUGAACAGCCCGUCAUCACCACCUUUGAUGCUGCACAAAACACAGUCUACAGGCUGAUGGAACAAGACAGCUACCCACGCUUCCUAAGAUCUGAUCUUUAUUUAAAUUUGGUUAAGGGGAGAAAUCCCAGUCGUCCGACCCUUAGAAGACGAUCACGGUCUUUUACUGUCAAUGAUUUCCAGGGUGUGCGACCAGACUUCACCAUUUGGUGACAGACAGACUCAGCCCUUAUAAAUUCUAGCUACUAGAGCAACUCAUAUGUGUUUUAAAAGCCAAGUCCUUAGCGGGUGUAAAUGGGUGGAAAGCAAAGUUACAUGCACUUAUACCAGGUCAGAGUUCUGUAGCCAGUGAUUAAUUUCUUUUAUUAUAGAGAAGUAGGCAACAUAUUGACGUCUCGUGUAAAGUUCUCAUAUGGUAUAUAUAUAUUUUUUUAACUCAAGGAAGAGCUGUAAUCAUAUUUGGAGGAAAAAAUUAGAGUUUUCAGCAUAAAAAUGUUGUACAAGAUUCCUCUUUAUAUUAUCCACCAUGUAUCCUGAACCUGUAUUAUUUAGCAGAGUUUCAUCACAGUUAGAAUUUAUACACCUGGCCUUUGCACAUAUUUAUGUUUCUGCAAUAUUUCCUACACUAAACACAGAGUAUUUGUGGUAUUUUCUCCUACUACAAAACAAAUGGGAACAUUACUACGUAUAAUGUUACAUGGAUUUUAACUACAGCCAUAAUUCAAAUUUAGCUUUUACAUAUCUUAAGAAGAACGUAAGAACACCUAUUUAAUUUUUUGGGGCACAUUUUGUACUCAUUGUAUGUGUCUGUUCUCUGUAUUUAUCUUAUGCUGAAUAGGUUAGCUUUGCCAUCAAAUACUUUAUUCUAGUUUUUUGCAAACAAAUGAGCAGCAACAAAGGGCUGAGAAUGUUAUUUUAACACAAUCUGUGUCAUUAAAUAUCAGGUCAUGUAUAUAUAUAUAGAUACAUACAAAUAUUUUCACUUCUAUUUCUAAGUAUUCAUGGUAUACCAACUUUGUUACUAAACUUUGUUUUAGACUUUUUCUGUCUUUUAUUUUGGAAAAGAAUCUGAAAAUUAACAGCUCUUGGACUCAGGUAGAAUAACCUUCAGUUCUACCAAUCACUAAUAUAUUCUCUGUAGAGUAGGAAGGAGAAAUCUCUCCUUUUAUUUAUUUACUGUUAAAGUCACACGUAUCCUUUUCCUAGUCAGUACAUGCAGUUAUCCUGCCCUGUUCUUUCAGAAUUGAUGUAGACAUAUCUUGAAGCAUGGAGCGAUUCUUAAAAUCUUAAGCAUUAGUUCAGUUUAGCAAGUGACUGCAGGAUUUAGUCGUCACUAUGAUUUGUAUAUUCAGUCGCUUUGCAUGUAAUUUAAGUUUUCUCCCUUUUCAGUAGUAAGUGGUCGAAGUGAAGAGGCGCAGUUCUCGAGGAUGGGACUUUAUGCUCAUUACUGAUCCGACAUAAAUCUGAGAGUUUCUGUGCCUGCUUUACUAACUUUCAAUAAAUCUGAAGUAUCUACUUAAAAA